Molecule: messenger RNA, 1476 nt
Organism: Aspergillus costaricaensis CBS 115574
Lineage: Eukaryota; Fungi; Ascomycota; Eurotiomycetes; Eurotiales; Aspergillaceae
Exons: 2
Coding region: 1-1476 (491 amino acids)
Source: RefSeq, a predicted model, not a curated record
AUGGGUUACAUCUUUGUGCAGCAUUUUCUAUGUGAUUGCGACCGGGCGCGGCCGCAUUGCAACCAAUGCCUAAAAUCUGGUUGGAAAUGUCCACUGUAUGGUGAUUCUAUAGAGCGGAUGUUUCUUCAUCACAACCCAGGGAAUCCAGACAUAAAUAAUGGUCCAAAAGCAGAGACUUUCUCGCCAUUUUCAUGUAUUACGGCAAGGAUACAAAGUCCUGAAAUUCCAGUGAAUCUCGACCCACCAACUGCGAACAUAUUAGGCGGAAACAUAUUCCAAUCCACGGAAUCUCGUGCAAUCGGUUUCUUCAUGUCGGCUCACACCUUCCAUAACAUCGGUCUCAUCCGGGGCCAUUUCGAGUAUCUAUCCACAUUUAACGAUGAUGUCAUGAAUGAGCAACGAGUGGUCGCGAGCCUCUGUGCUGUUGCGCUCGCAGCUUAUGCUACCAAGUUUCAACAUGUUGCUCUUCUCAAGAAAGCCAGACAGUAUUACGUUGCAGCGCUUCGACAUAUCAAUGCAGCCUUAUUGUCCUGCCGUGAAGCAGCAAAGAAUGCUACCAUUAUCUCGAUUCUGUUCCUAAACACCUUUGAGGCUCUGACUUGUGAGAGUGGGGACUUCCCCUAUCAAAGAGAGACUCACUUAAAAGGUGUAGCGUCGAUAUUGGACAUUCGAGGGGUGGGACUUGUGCAAUAUCGUCCCGGACUUCAAAUGUUUCGACAAACCCUUCUUUGUAUUUCAGUGACCUGCUUGAUGCGCUCUUUUCGAAUACCUAUGGGAUUGGUAAAGCUUCACCGCCACACUGCUGCUUACAUGGAUACUGAUGAUCCUGCCUGGAAAUUGUCUGAUAUCAUGAUAUCGCUGUCCUAUUUCCGUGCACACAUUAAGUGCCGUACACUCUACGAUCCGGAGAAAAUGAUUGCAUAUGCCAAAGAUAUAGACCGCAGCCUCUGCUCGCUCACGGAUAAAAUGCCCGUAGAUUGGCAAUUCCAGGUCGUGAAUUCAGCGAAGACAUCUAAACAGGUCAUGGGAACGCAAUUUCACAAGUAUCCCGAUGCAUGGGUCGCAGGUGUGUGGAACAACAUCCGUACAUGUCGGUUGCUUCUGCAUCAAGAAAUCAAGCAACAAAUGGAAGAUGUGGGCACAUCUCUAUUCGAUGCUGUCCAGUAUCAGCACUCAGUCAUCAUAAUGCAACAGCUCGUUUCAGACAUCUGUGCUUCCGUUCCUCAAUACUGUGGUUACCUGCCAGUAAUAUCGGGCAGUCUAUCAGAUACACAAACAGGCGGCAAUGGUAUCCCCGCUAUCGCUGGUAUCUACCUCCUAUUCUGGCCUCUGCUAUAUGCCGGGCAGAUGGCUAGUUCGGAAUGUCAGAGAGAUUGGAUCAUUGAUCGCAUGCGCUAUAUCGGUGAAACAACCGGUAUUCAGCAAGCCUUUGUGUUUGAGGAUAUACUAAAGCGGGGUGUGGAUCCUUUUCAAUAG